This is a messenger RNA of Lindgomyces ingoldianus, 1317 nucleotides long. RefSeq lists its product as uncharacterized. The coding region runs from base 1 to 1317 and encodes 438 amino acids. The transcript has 13 exons. The record is from RefSeq and is a predicted model, not a curated record. NCBI's taxonomy places the organism in Eukaryota, Fungi, Ascomycota, Dothideomycetes, Pleosporales, Lindgomycetaceae.
AUGUCAUCCAAGCUUCUGAAAAGGAAGGCUAAUACCUGCUCGUUUAGGUUUCUGGUCAUUGCUCUCUGCCUUUUCUUCCGCACGGAGGAAAGGGGGAAUAUCUACAUGUUCUCGCACGGAGGUUCGCGCACGAGCAUCAUGAAGAAUUCUAAGAUGGGAAAAAGCUCACGUGCCUUCCUUGUACAAUACUUUGACGUUAAUGUAACUUCACUUUGCAGUAGUAGUAGUAGUAGUAAUAGCGACAGCGAGAGCGAGAUACCAAUAGUGAUAGCGAUAGCGACAGCGAGACACCAACAGCGACAGCAACUCCAACAGCGACAGCAACACCAACAGCGACAGCAACACCAACAGCGACGGAACGGCAACGGCAACAGCAGAACGCAUGAAAAAAGCCAGAGUCCAGCUUUCCAAGCCGCAAUGGACACGAAAAGGCGAUCCGACUUAGUUCUGAUUCGUUGCUUUCUCGGAGCUGUCCAGCGCUCUUCGCCGCCACGCAGCCAGAAGCGAUGCUGUCACGAAGCAAUGCAGCCAAUCCCACUGCGAAGAUCGCCCCACAAAUUGACAUUUGACGCCACUGAUUCCAGCAUGAAAGAUCAGUUCCCCCCACACAUCACAGCAUGGUCCAAAAAAGUCAACUCCAAGCUGAUAUUUUGCAUCGGCAGAGAAGAAGGCCACCUUUUGCCGCUUCAGUCAUGGGAUCCCUUAAGUUCAAGGGUAAGAACUCGCACGUCCGCAUUGGCUGGCAGAGUUGAUAAAAGUAGCUCCUACAUCAGUUGGUGUAAACAUUUUCAACUAAUACUACCUCACUCCACUGGGUAUACCUGUGAUUUCAACAGGAGUCUGCGUCCCUAUUCGACGGACUUAGAUUCGCACAUCGAGUUCGUUGACGAGCCGGAUUGGCCGAACCAUGGGCCACCCGAAAGAGAGUCAGAGACCGGUCAAGAUCCCACUCAUGCAACAAAUUGCAAGGGAAGAAAAUGCGGCUUGAUUAGCUGCAGGGGGGACACAAGCAACCAAUCACAGGUCCUGCGAGGCGGUGAAAAGCCUUCGGGAUUUGCUGAACACAAAGGACAAACUGGCGACAAACCCGGAGCAUCCGGCCGCCCUGCCCUCCGCCUCCCUUCCGUCAAGGGGCUGAGGGUGCUUGACUCGUUCCAAGGCGCCCACCAAUUACGGGAGGAUCUUGGGGACACAGACCUGAAGAAUCAGCUAUGCGAAAAAUCGCGGUAUGUUGAGAACGAGCUCUUCCCAGUGCAACAUUUUUUUAUGCGACUAGACGAAAGAGAGAGCCGCAUCCUGAUCAUAAGCCGCAGUUAA